Molecule: messenger RNA, 7781 nt
Organism: Labeo rohita (rohu)
Lineage: Eukaryota; Metazoa; Chordata; Actinopteri; Cypriniformes; Cyprinidae
Product: sickle tail protein homolog
Exons: 22
Coding region: 354-6590 (2078 amino acids)
Cellular component (GO): cytoplasm
Source: RefSeq, a predicted model, not a curated record
GCUCCGUUUGGAAAGGUGGUGAUUAACCCCUUCCCCCUCAUUCCUCCUCCUCCUCCGUCUCUCUCGCCGUCUGGUUCGUCUACCUGCACUCGUCUGGACUCGUUCGGUGAGUAAAGACACAGAAGGACAGGAAGGAAGAGAGAUGAGAGAGAAGGAGGGAGAGUAAGACCAAGACGGUACAAUUCGUUCUCUGUGGAAUACGGUGGAAAUCCAGGUAUUUGGACACCUGUGGAACACCGUUUUGGAUAUUUCACUAGUGCGAUUUGAUUGGACAACUCAAAUGGAAUACCAAGUGAGUGACUGAAGAACUGACUUGAUUGGAUUCACUCGAGUUUAACUAGCAUUUCUACACCAUGUCUAAACCUUCACGACUUGCUCGCCCAUCCUCGGCAAGUCCUGGCUCCAAACUCCCCUCGCCUCGUCGGGAUACACCUGCUGGCAGACACAGAAUGCACGGCAUGGGGGAGAAGGUGAUGCGGACAGGAAGUGAGGGCAAUGUACCUGGUCAGAAGCCUCCUGUCAAUGGAACGACACAUUUGCAGAUCCCACAAAACACUAAUGUAAAGGAAGAAGACGAGAUGGGCCAAACGAGAAGCAGAAUCAGUCCACCUAAAGGGUCCGCAGCAAAAAUAACCCAGCAACAAGUCACACAUCCCAAACCUCUGAAGGGAAAUCUAAAGGUGACUUCCAGUGAAGACGCUGAGCACCUGACCCGUAAACAGCAGCUUGUCUCUUCUAACAGCCCUGGUAGCCGCUGUGAGGCCAAAUCCAGCCGCGCAGGGGUUCCACGAAGACACACGGUGGGCGGAGCGCGCAGCUCACAGGAGAUCCUGGCCAUGCAGCCCUCGGAUAUGGAUAAAAAACGAGAGGCCUUUCUGGAACAUCUGAAGCAGAAGUAUCCACACCAUGCCUCCGCCAUCAUGGGCCAUCAGGAGAGACUCCGAGAACAGUUAUUUCAGGGGAUGUUGUCCGCUCUGCACUCUGAGAUAGAUAUUCAAAGAUAUCUGCUGAAAAUCCAGAAUGUUCGUUCACGAAGCCGGGGCUCUAAGCAAAGUGUGGCGUGUCCGAGUCCAGUGCCUGUGUUUGUGGAUCAGGUGGAGCACGGUUCACUGGUCUCUCUAGAUGCUCUGGAGGUCAUGUCUGAAUGCGACAUGCCCAUCGCCUUCACCCGAGGCUCCCGGUCUCGAGCCAGUCUGCCCGUGGUCCGCUCUACUAACCAGACCAAGGAUCGCUCACUAGGGGUGUUGUAUCUACAAUAUGGAGAUGACACAAAGCAGAUACGCAUGCCUAAUGAGAUAACGAGUGUUGAUACAAUCAGAGCUCUGUUCGUUAGUGCCUUCCCUCAUCAGCUCAACAUGAAGAUGCUAGAGUCACCCAGCACCGCCAUCUACGUGAAAGACGAGACCAGGAAUGUGUACUAUGAACUCAGUGAUGUCAGGAGCAUCACAGAUCACUCCUGCCUGAAAGUGUACCAUAAAGAUCCAGCGCACGCCUUCAGUCAUGGAGCCCGGCCAAGCAAUGGAGAUGCAAGGGUUCACAGGGAGAUGAUGUACGCUGGACCAAGUGGUCAUCCUCUUCGGCAGCCGCCGAUGGGUCCUCCUCCACCCCAUAUGCAGGGCUCCAUGUCCCCUACCACACCUCAUGCGAUGCCCCCGUCCCCAUCCCGUAUCCCCUUCGGCCCACGCACCUCAGGCAGUGGGGUUGCAACGAUGCCACGUGAGCGAGCGACACACACACUCCCCGCCCCUCCUCGUGCAUCCUCCCCCUGUCCGAGUGCCAUCCUCGAGCGGCGCGAUGUCAAACCUGAUGAGGACGUAGCGGCAAAGAGCAUGUCGCUGCCUGCCAGAGCCGAAAGUCAUUAUGCUGACCCCUAUAUGUUACAUCACCACGCACUGCCCCCUGAUACAGUAGACCACUACCACCGUGCCACCAUGCGCUCUUACAGUAACCCCGGCGUUCCCAUGGAGCCCGCAGACCAUCCUUCACUGUACAGACAGAAAAGCAGGAAGUACACGGAUAGCCAGCUACCCAUGCUAGGCUCCAAAACCCCACCGCCUUCCCCACAACGGAUGGGUGAGAUGCGAAUGAUCGACAUUCACACAGUCCAACCGCAGAGUUCCAUGACUCUGGAGAGGGCAUCACCUAUCAGACAAUCAUUUAGGAAGGAGGCUCCUCUUGCUAUGGAUACCAUGGUAAAAGCAAGGGGUGGCAUGGGGUCCCCGGCCACCCCUGAACAUCAGGUUCACAAUCCUCUGGCCCCCUCAACAGACCCUCAGACGCGAGAGAGAAUGAAGGCCAUGGAGGAGCAAAUAGCCAGUCUGACUGGUCUUGUGCAGCAUGCUCUCUUAAAGAGCCACAGCACUAACAGCAACAAGGAACACCCCAGUGAGAAACAAGUAAAGUCCGGAUCACCGGCUCACAGCACAUCUAGCACAGGAGGUUCUCCAAUAUUAGCACCAAAAGUUGCUGCAGCACCUCCUGAGCAUAGCCCCGCCCCUACACCACCACUAGGCCCCACCCCUUUGCAUCUUAACCUUCACCUGUUCAGAAAGAAUGUCUCUGAGCUCCGCCUCCAACUGCAACACAUGAGACAACUACAGCUUCAGAAUCAGGAGUGUGUGCGUGCUCAGAUAAAACGUGCGGAGCAAGAGAUCAGUGUGAAGCUUGCUGAAAUGCUGAGAAGACAGGAUGAUCCGACACAGAAACAGAGGACACUGGUGGAGGAAGAGAGACACCGAUAUCUCAGCAUGCAGGAAAGAGUUCUCACCCAGCUAGGGGAUCUGGAGCAGUACGUGGAGACACUGAGGACUGACUCCAGCCCUGCUGUGUCUCAGAGAGCCGUGACGCUGAAGGAAGUAGAGGAGGGAGCUGUCAGUCUGAGGAAAGUGGGUGAGAACCUGGCUGGACUGAAAGGAGAGUUUCCGGCUCUUCAAUCCCGAAUGCGGGCGGUGCUCAGGGUGGAGGUGGAGGCUGUAAAGUUUCUCAAAGAAGAGCCGCACAAGCUUGACAGCAUGCUGAAGAGAGUCCGAACCCUCACGGACACACUCAGCAACCUUCGCAGGUCUGCCACAGAUGGCCUGAUGAAACCUUCUGACCCUGUUUCCUCGACACCACCUGCCUCUGAAAAAAUAGAAUCAGCCAUCGUUGAAUCCCUCGAGGCUUCUUUGGUUGCGCCUCAGAGCUCCACAGUGAGGUCAGAGGUUAUGACGUCAAACCCUGUGGUAAUCCACCACGCCCAGGCAUCUCCGGUAGCUUCACAACAAUCCCAGCAAUCAACAGCACCUUCACCCAUUCCCCCUGCCACACAAAGACGAGAGUCUACCCCUUCACCCACCAAACAGCUCAAAAAACCCUCUCUCGAGCAGGCACAAAUACCAGAUAACAGCAGCAAUGGAGUUUCUGCUAAUGGCAUUCAUGGCAAAGGUCCUUCUCCAAACUUCAUUGAGGAGAUCCACGCAAGCCGCAGCAAGAACAAGAACAGAGCUGUGUCGAUAGAGGCUGCAGAGAAAGAAUGGGAGGAGAAGAGGCAGAACAUGGGUCAUUAUGAUGGGCAGGAGUUUGAACGGAUGCUCCAGGAAGCAGAAGCCAACAUGCUGAGAGGAAUACCAAACCUUGAGGUGCCCAGCGAACCUGAGGGCUUCCCUGCAGUGGUUCCUGCCUCCCUGGAGGAGGUUGUAGAAAAAAUUGAGCCUACAGCAGCACCAGCAGAACAGGAUGACAAUCAGCCAAACUCUGAGAAACCUACCAAGACUGCUCCAGAGAAACCUCCUAAACCUCUGGAGAAACAAGUUAAGUCAGCUUUGGAGAGACCUCUUAAACCCAACCUAUCCAUCAAAUCCAGCCUGGAAAGACAAAGUAAGACUCAGGAAAAAGUUGUUAAGAUUCAGACCACAGAGAAAGCCAACAAGUCCCCUCCUCCACCUCCACCUCGACGAAACUACACCACCAACACUGGGAUGACCACCACGCGAUCUGGAGAGGUCAUUUACACCAGCAGGAAGGAGUCUGUUACGGAGGGUGAAGAGGAGUCCAACAGUACAGCAUCUCAGCCUGAACCAAAGUCCUCUCCAGAGGUGAAGCCCAAACCCAUUACUCCUCCUCCUAUUGCGGCCUCGGCUAUCACCGAGGAAGAGGAUGAUGGAGACAAGAUUAUGGCAGAGCUACAGGUUUUCCAGAAGUGCUCUGUUAAGGAGGUAGGGCUCAAGGGUUUGGUAGAGCCACAGAUCAGAGAGCUAAGACCUGGGGUCUUACUACCCCUUAAAGAUAAGAAGAAUACUGAAAACCAAGAUGACAAGAACCCUGACACAGAUGAGAAUGGCAACAAUACAAUUCGUCAGAGUCCUGGGGUCAUCUACUAUGUCACAGCUCAGAUCUCCAAGGGAACUCCAUCAGCGCCAGAGGAAUCAACAGAGCGUAGAGACGCAUCACAGUCUCCCACAUCACAGGUGUCACAUGUCAAUGCUUCUGAACAAUCCCAAAGCCAGCUGCAGGUAUCGACUAACAAAUUUGGUGCCCUCAAAGCCAGCUCUUCUAGCACUCAACACCAAAAUCAGCUGUCACGUUCAGCCUCGCUGAAGGCAAAUCCACCCUCUCCACAGGAAGAACUUCCAGCUAGCCCAACCCAAGGGAAAGUUCACGUUGUCAAAGCUGCUCCAGUGCAGGUUAGCACAGAGGAAAGGGUAGUGUCUCCAACAGCAAUUUGCUCACCAGUCUCUUUAGAAGGUACUGCACCGAUUCUUUCUAAAACAGUCCCUGUUGGGACAGAUGUAGCCAAUCAGAAACUUAUAUUUGGUUCAUCCAAAGUGAAGGAAAGGAAAUUUGAGGAAAUAGAGGACAGUAAUGAGGCUUUUCUCAGUCCCGACCUGUCAGGAGAAGAGCCACCUCCGCCUCCUCCUGAUAACUUUGCCUUUAUGAUUACUAACACCAAGGUUCAAGCCCUCUCCACUGGAGAGUACCAUCAGCUUGUCAAUGCCAAGAAAGGUAGUGUGCAGACAGUAACUGUUGGUAAUAAACGACCAAGUGCUUCUGACAGUGGCACAGCAUCAGGAGAUGAUUGCAGUACCAGUGGUCCCACUGGUGCUGACAACACCAGUAAAAAGCCAGUUAUCAUCAUCUUUGAUGAGCCAAUGGAUAUCCGCUCAGCUUAUAAACGUCUCUCUACUAUCUUUGAAUGUGAGGAAGAGCUAGAGCGGAUGCUUGCAGAAGAAAGAAUAGAUGAGGAAAGUGAGGAAAAUGAGGAAGAAGAGUGGACUAGGGGAGUGCAGGUCAAAGAGAAUGGAGAUGGUAGGGGUUCUGGAAAAGGUACUAGUUCAAAUUCUCCUGCAGAUGUCACAGAUGGUCAAGUCACAAACUCUUCUUCAUCCUCAUCUCUAUCUGAAGACAUUACUGGUGAUGCAAAGCAAGAUGGAAAGAAGAAGUUCAAGUUGAAGUUCCCCAAGAAACAGCUAGCAGCAUUAACGCAAGCCAUUCGAGCUGGAAGUAAAACAGGCAAAAAGACUUUGCAAGUUGUCGUCUACGAGGAUGAGGAAGAGUCAGACGGAACUGUCAAGCAACACAAAGAGACCAAGAGGUUUGAAAUUGCUUGCUCCAAAACAGAGUCUUCAAAAUCAAAUCCGCAGGAAACUAAUGGACGAACUGACCAGAUUCGUAAGAACACCUACAAAACCCUUGACAGUCUAGAGCAAACUAUAAAGCAGCUAGAGAACACAAUUUGCGAAAUGGGACCGAAGACUUCGGAAGAGGCUGAAACCUCUGUAAACCCUGGAACUCAGGACAAUAAGACUGAAGAGACUCCAGGGCACUCAGAGAAAGGACUUCCUCCCAAAACCUCGGUCCCUAGGUCGGCUUCUUCCAGUAAAGGUCCUGGUCUACGAAAGAAGCCAAAACCACAGCUCCUUCCUCGGCCUGCCAUCAUAUCAACUACUGGGGUCUCAGUCACACCAGUUCCCACCCAGCAGAAUGCCAGCGUGGUCUCACCUACUAGUCGGAUGCCGGUGCCUGUUUCUGCCAAGGCGCGGCAGCAACCGGGCACCUCAGAGAAAGAGAGGGCAACAAAACCGCAAAAGCUACAGGACUCUCAGAGGCAGUUCCGCCAGGCUAAUGGAAGUGCUAAGAGAUCUGGAGGAGAUCCCAAAUCCACUUCUCCUACCGUGCCUGCUUCUAAAAUUCCUGCUUUUUCCUCUAGUACGGGAAAAGGCUUGUCCCAGUCUGAUUCUACUAAUAUUGUUAAUUCUUCUUCUCCUUUAUCUUCCUCCCUUCCCACUAGCAAGUCCUCAAUCCCUCCUCCUCGCUCCAGUUCCACCCCCUCCUCUCAUAUUCCCUCCCUUUCUAAUGGUUCUUUAAAAUAUGCCCCUCCCACUCACAGCACUAAAGGCCUCUCUAUUCCCACGCAGACACAAAACGGUCGACCUUCCUCCUCUUCUUCCUCUUCCUGUUCCCACUCCCCUUUGUCCCCGACUAUGUUGAGUCAGAGUGCGAAGAGUAUCCGUACCAUUCACACACCCAGCUUCACCAGCUACAGUCGGCCACACAACGGAAGCGCCGGUAAAUCAGCUAUUCCCACGGUAACUGUCGCUAAGGACGCUGCGUAGAAUGCUUCGCUGCUUCGCAACCAUUUAUGCAUCUCUUAAUGAGGUGGAGUCACUCCUGAUUAUACUUUGAUUCAUUUUUUAAGUUUGUGAUUUCAUUUGUUUGAACAGAUAACGUUGUUGUAUCAGAGUGAACUUUGUUUUGGCAUGACUUUGGCUAUUGCAUGUUAUUAUUUUCUCUGUUAAAGUGACAGGCCAUCAUUCAUUAAUCAGUGUUUUAAACUUGAAUCUCUGCAAAUCAUUAACAUGUAAAAAGAAACGCUUUAUUUUAAAAACUAAAAAAGGAUUUAUUUGCAGAGAGCAGGCUCUUGAUCAUGGAUUUUACAGAGCACUUCAUUUGAAAAAAAUAUUUAUUUUUCAUACAAGUUGAAGAGAGACUAAAAAGUAUUCAAAAGUGAAAGUAUGUAAACAAUGUUUUGGUUAUUAGUAUCCUUUAAAUGAUUGUAGAUUUUCAUUUUGCAUUUUUUUAAGUUGACAGACAUUGGUUGUAGCCAUAAUAAGUGAAAAAAGUACUGUAAGUAUAUUAACCAUUAAUACAAAUUGACAUUGUGUCUGUUUUUUUUUUUUUCUUUCUCUCAUGCACUGCCAGUGUCUUUAAGAUUUAUAAUUAUAAACUGACAACAGUUUUGCUGUCUUUUCAGUAGUUGUGCCUAUUUGCCAAAGUUUGUAAUUUACAUCUUUUCAACUGACUAUAUAUACUGUGUUAGACACUUUGUACAUUUAGGAUAGGUUACACCUGGCUUAACCUACCUAUGUCACAAUUCCUUGAUUUACUCAUGCAGUCUAUGGCUCUUAAAUUAAUGAGUAUUGAUGUCUAAAUGUAAACUAAAAAUUGUAGUGAUUGAUAAAAUUGCUCUCUACUUUCCAUGUACAUACUGUAACAUCUCUAUUUCAGAGAUUGUCUUUAGUUUUGUUAACAUAUUGUACCAAAGUUUAUUUCUAUGCAUGCCUAUACAAAAUUGUAGAAAGAAAGAAUGUAAUAGACAAAAAAAUCAUGCUUGCACAGACGGAUUUUGUAAAUAAAUAUGUUUUCUUUGGUUUUGUAUAGCUUUAAUUGCAGAAGCAAUCUGUGCAAAAGAGUGUAGGUAUUAAAAUAGUAAAGUUCUGCAUGCUUGUUGUUCACAUGGCCUCUCGGCUAUGAUUUCUCCACUGCAACACUGCAAGUCCUUCUAUUAAACAUUUUCGCAGAUAGUU